ACAAUCUGGGAAUAAAUGCUAUCACUACCAGUACUCAACAUUUCUCUUAAUGGCCUACUUAAUGAGAUCCCUUUUUGGCUGCUGCUUCCUCCUUGUAGUGGUGAUCUUCCCUCCUCUCCAAGUUCAAGCCAGAGAGAGCAAAUUUCUUAACAAGUUUACCCACAUUUCUGCACCUACACCUGCCCCAGCAUCAGCGCCAUCUGAGUUUGAAGUGUCAGUUCCAGCAGUAGCUCCAGCAUUGGCACCAACGUUGUUUUACAGGGAUAGAGGAAAUGCUUAUGGCCUUUAUGGUAAGACUGAGUCUAACCAAUUCCCUCCAGCAAAAGAGAUUGAAACUACUAUUGAUGAAAGUGAUCUUCUGAAUGAACAACUCAGUUCUGCUGAAAACUAUGAGACAAGCAAUCAAAAUAGCAACUACAACAACAAUGGCUAUAGCAACACGGGCUACACCACUGUGAACUACAACAAAGAGUACACCAACAACAACGAUGGCUACACCAGCAAAUAUAAUUACAAUGGUUACAGCGGCAACGCGGGCUACAGCAACAAUGGCUAUUCCAGCAACUACAACACCGACGGCUAUGAGAAUGAGAAGAAAGGGAUGAGUGACACGAGAUAUCUUGACAAUGGAAAGUACUACUAUAAUGUGAAGAAUGAGAAUAAUUAUCCUGCUACAUAUGAAUCAGAGAGACAGAGUGGCACUGUUAAGUACAAGGGAUCUUAUGGAAAUACCCAGAGCGCCUAUGAGUUCAACACCAUGGAAGAGUACGAGAACCAGCAGGGGUUUGGAGUGAAUCCAGAGAAUUAUGUGCCUUGAAAACCAUUCAUGAAUGUUUAGUGACAAAAAAGAGUGAAAAUGCAAAACAAAACUUCAAAACUGAGUUAUGUCAUGUUUCCCUUUUUCUGGUUUGUAGUUUCAUUUGUAUUUGCACGAUUAUAUCUUUGUAGAAUUUGCACUAUUGCAGGAAAACAUUUAUAGGAUCUUUGUGCA
Molecule: messenger RNA, 991 nt
Organism: Mangifera indica (mango)
Lineage: Eukaryota; Viridiplantae; Streptophyta; Magnoliopsida; Sapindales; Anacardiaceae
Product: protein E6-like
Exons: 1
Coding region: 50-817 (255 amino acids)
Source: RefSeq, a predicted model, not a curated record